Aricia agestis (brown argus) is the source of this 1580-nucleotide messenger RNA. Its product is annotated as sugar transporter SWEET1. Lineage: Eukaryota; Metazoa; Arthropoda; Insecta; Lepidoptera; Lycaenidae. Gene Ontology annotation, biological process: carbohydrate transport. Gene Ontology annotation, cellular component: membrane. The transcript has 7 exons. The coding region runs from base 216 to 896 and encodes 226 amino acids. The record is from RefSeq and is a predicted model, not a curated record. Gene Ontology annotation, molecular function: sugar transmembrane transporter activity.
UAUUUAAAUUAAAUUGAACUUUCAUUGUGAUUAGACCGUUUUAUUAAAUUUUCAAUAUCCUACAAAUUGAAGAUAAUUUAAUAUAUCUACAAAUAAAUAAUCAUAAGAGUGUGAGGUGUUCCCACGAGACACGAGUAGUAACUCUUCAGUGCAACAACUGGCGCGUAACAGCGUAGAGUUACGCUGAGACCUAUACAGAAGACGUAAAAAAAACCAUGGAGUCGCUGUCAAUCGCGCUGCAGCCGUACAAGGAGCUGGUGGGGACGAUCGCGGCGGUGGUCACCACCGGCCAGAUGUUCUCCGGCUGCUUCGUGUGCUGGGACAUCUACCGCGACGGCACCACCGGCGCCACGCCCUUCAUGGCCUUCCUGGGAGGUCUCAUCAUGGGAGCCCUAAACCUGAAGUACGGGUUCAUGCUGCGCGACGACAAGAUGAUCCAGGUGAACUUCCUCGGCAUCGCGCUCAGCAUCCUCUACGUCAUGGUCUUCUACCGGUACACGCCCAACAAGACGUCCGUCUGGGCGCAGCUAGGCGGUGCUGGCGCGCUGAUCGCGGCGUUGUUCAUGUACUCGGAGUACGAGGACCCGGCGGUGGUGGAGGGGCGGUUCGGCUCCAUCAUCACGGCCUUCAUGUUCUACCUCGUCUCUGCGCCGCUGCUCGGACUGAAAACAAUAAUCAAGAACAAGAGUACGGAGGGUCUGCCGUUCCCGCUGAUCCUGUCCGGUACCGUCGUCACCUUCAGCUGGCUCGUCUACGGCAUCAUACUCAACAAUACCAUCAUCGUCCUGCAAAACGUAGUGGUGUUCCUGCUGUGCGCCUUCCAGCUGUCACUGUUCGUGAUGUACCCCAGCAAGCCCAAGGCCAAGGGCAAGGCCAAGGCCAAGAAGACGGACUGAUCCAUGCGCCUCAUCUACACACUAAGGCCCGAGGCCAAAAUUAUAGCUCUAUUUUUGUAAAUACGUACAAAAUAACUUUAAUAUAUUUGCGAAUAUCUUUUAAAUUAUGUUGCUCAAAUGUUGAACAAUUUUACAAAAGUCAUAGUAAUACGUUUCGGUGUUUUGUUACCGCGGGUACGUUUAAUCUAAACUGUUGCUAAUGUAUUGAUAGUGAGGUUUAUUAGCAUUUUAUAACCAGUAUUACGAAUUAUCAUACCGGUCCGUAUGUCCUAUACAUUGUCUUCCAAAUGUAAGUAUAAAUAUAUUUUUAUUGUAUCGCAAACAAAAGUAUGAGCUGUGACCUCAAUGUUAUUAGCAAGGGGGUUAGACUUUACCAUUCCUAUACUUAACUUUAAUCGUCAUUUACUCUACAGUACAAAAGGCCGGGAACACACUAGCUUUCUUGGCCAUGAAAAUUGUUGAAAUGAAUUUUGUCUUGCCUCAGUCUCUCUGCAUUUAUGUAUCUAAGACUCACUGAAAUUGAAUGAAAUUAUCAUUUAUCCAGCUCAAGAUAAGACUAUACCACAGUUUUUAUCAUUCACCGUACAUGCUACAGAAUAUCGACGUAGAUAAAAUAUAUCUUUAGCUUUAACUGUCGAAUGUGAUAUUGAACUUGUUGUAUCAAAUAAAUACGUUUUAUAUCGA